This is a messenger RNA of Panicum hallii, 1426 nucleotides long. Its product is annotated as mitochondrial uncoupling protein 1. The transcript is spliced from 9 exons. Gene Ontology annotation, molecular function: oxidative phosphorylation uncoupler activity. Gene Ontology annotation, biological process: mitochondrial transmembrane transport; mitochondrial transport. Bases 131 to 1051 code for a protein of 306 amino acids. The record is from RefSeq and is a predicted model, not a curated record. NCBI's taxonomy places the organism in Eukaryota, Viridiplantae, Streptophyta, Magnoliopsida, Poales, Poaceae. Gene Ontology annotation, cellular component: mitochondrial membrane.
GGACCGAGGCCGCAUCUCCCUCCCUCCCUCCCUCUACUCCUCUUCUCCAGACCAGGGGUCUCGCCGCUUUCUCCUCCAUCUCUCCCCCUCCCUCCUCUUUGCUUUGCUGCUUCGACCUCGCCCAGCAGCCAUGCCAGCGGACGGCUCCAAGGGCGACAUCUCCUUCGCCGGCCGCUUCACCGCCAGCGCCAUCUCAGCAUGCUUCGCCGAGAUAUGCACCAUCCCCCUCGACACGGCCAAGGUCCGCCUCCAGCUGCAGAAGACCGUCGUUGGGGACGCAACAGCACCGGCGGCGCUCCCCAAGUACCGCGGCCUGCUGGGCACCGCCGCCACUAUAGCCAGGGAGGAAGGGGCCGCCGCGCUCUGGAAGGGAAUCGUACCGGGCCUCCACCGACAGUGCAUCUACGGAGGACUACGCAUUGGCCUCUACGAGCCCGUCAAGUCCUUCUACGUCGGCCAAGACCAUGUUGGGGAUGUGCCCCUCUCCAAGAAGAUUGCCGCCGGCUUCACCACUGGUGCCAUCGCUAUCGCCGUUGCCAACCCCACUGACCUUGUCAAGGUCAGGCUCCAGGCUGAGGGCAAGCUUGCGCCCGGUGCGCCACGCCGCUAUGCUGGCGCCAUGGAUGCUUAUGCAAAGAUUGCUAGGCAGGAAGGCUUUACCGCUCUCUGGACCGGCCUAGGACCAAAUGUAGCACGCAACGCUAUCAUCAACGCUGCUGAGUUGGCAAGUUAUGAUCAAGUCAAGCAGACGAUUUUGAAACUCCCUGGAUUCAAAGAUGAUGCGGUCACCCACCUCCUUUCUGGUCUCGGUGCUGGCUUCUUCGCUGUUUGUAUUGGUUCUCCGGUUGAUGUGGUUAAAUCAAGAAUGAUGGGUGACUCAGCCUACAAAAGCACCAUUGAUUGUUUUGUGAAGACGCUAAAGAAUGAUGGACCUUUGGCAUUUUACAAAGGCUUCCUCCCAAACUUUGCUAGAUUGGGAUCAUGGAAUGUGAUUAUGUUCUUGACGUUGGAGCAGGUUCAAAAGUUUUUUGUGAGGAAACCGGCAAGCUGAAGAUGGAGAAGCUUUUGCUGUCGGGUGGCGUUCAAUGGUGCGCGCAUUUUUUUCUUCUACCAAAAAAAAAAUUUGAUGACACCUUCCCCUUGAGGAUUGGGGAAUGAGGAGAAAUCUGACACCUCAAUUGCAAGAAGAAAUAACAGGGGGCAUUUGCAUGAUACCCAAACAAAUAAAUUCAGAAAUAGCAAACAGAUGUCAUAGCGUGUUCCUUCAAACAAUGUGUGGUGGGUGAAUGAAGGAACUUAAACACUGCAGUAGUUCAGUGAUGAGCAUCUGUAGAAUGUCUAAUGUUUUCUGUCGCCUCUGCGGCGAUGUUUUUACUUUUACUGAAAUGGCUGCUGGGCAUAACGCUUGAUUCUGUUGAGGAUGAAA